UCUUCUGUGUGCAGCCUGCUCUCUAGCCCUGCCCUGGCACAGCCAUCCUGUGCUAGAGAAAUACCUCACCUCCUGCACCCUAUCCUGGCACACUGCCACCAGGGCCGGAGGCUAGAGCGGGGCCGAGGCCUGGAGGCUGCCCCCUGGAGCUGCUUGGCGGGGUGCCGCCUGCCCUAUCUACGAGCAGCACGGGACACCGCUCUGACGGAACCAGCCAGCACCAGUACGCGAGAGGCGGGCUCCUGAGAUGUGAUUGUUCCUGCGCCAGACCGUCGCCCCCCGCGCGGGAGUCGCUGCUGUGACGUCUGCGGUUACUAUGGCAAUGCCGUUGCGUGCUGUGUGAUUGGCCGGCGGGGUGGAGGGACACGUCUGCCGCUCGGAUUGGUGCGCGGCCCAGCCUGGGCUUCCCCCGCCUGAGGGGCGCGGCGGAGCCGGACAGGUGAUGAGGCCUGUGAAUGAGCGCGGGCUGGGCCGGGCAGUCGGAGUGACGGUCGGACAGGGGGCGGGACCCGGAAAGGGAGCGGAGCAGGUUCUGACCCCCCGCGCGCCGGCCUGACGUGGCGGCUUCCCGCACAGGGCGAUGAAGGCGCUGAUCCUGGUGGGCGGCUACGGCACCCGGCUGCGGCCGUUGACGCUCAGCACCCCGAAGCCGCUGGUGGAGUUCUGCAACAAGCCCAUAUUGCUGCACCAGCUGGAGGCUCUGCGCCAGGCGGGCGUCGAUCACGUGAUCCUGGCUGUCAGCUACAUGUCUGAGGUGCUGGAGGGGGCGAUGCGGGAGCAGGAACAGCGGCUAGACAUUCGCAUCUCCCUGUCCCAUGAGAAGGAGCCACUGGGCACAGCGGGGCCCCUGGCGCUGGCCCGGGAGCUGCUGACUGAGAGCUCGGAGCCUUUCUUCGUCCUUAAUAGCGACGUGAUCUGCGACUUCCCCUUCACAGACAUGGUGCGCUUCCACAAGCACCACGGCAAGGAGGGCUCCAUCGUGGUGACAAAGGUGGAGGAGCCCUCCAAGUACGGGGUGGUGGUGUGCGAAGCUGAGACAGGACGCAUCCACCGGUUCGUGGAGAAACCCCAGGUGUUUGUCUCAAAUAAGAUAAAUGCCGGCAUGUACAUCUUCAACCCCAGCCUCUUGCACAGGAUCCAGCUGCGGCCCACCUCCAUAGAGAAGGAGAUUUUCCCGGUGAUGGCUCAGGAUGCGGAGCUCUAUGCUAUGGAGCUGCAGGGCUUCUGGAUGGACAUUGGGCAGCCCAAGGACUUUUUGACGGGCAUGUGCAUGUUCCUGCAGUCGCUGAAGGUCCAGCACCCAGAGAGGCUGCACGCGGGCCCUGGCUUUGUGGGGAACGUGCUGGUGGUGGUUAUUCUGUUGGAUGGAACCAGAGACCUUUUCUUGGCACUGAUGAUGAAGCCGUGCCCCUGGAGGAGAUUCAACAUCCAAGAUGUGGUCCUCUCCACCGCUGGAGUUCUGAUUGGGAUGUUGUCGAGAAUAGAGUACAGGUGAACCUCAGAAGUCUGUGGUGGCAUGAUCGGAUGGGGAUAUGGAGAUAUGCGUCUGCAAGAGGUACUGAAGUCAAGAAGUCCCUCUGGACAGGGAGGACACUGUACAGGCCAGGGUCUCCAUCAGAAACAUUGUUUUCUUCAUCCACUUGUUCAGCCUUUUGAGGUUGAGAAUGGCUCUGAUACCCACCAUGUGCUUCUGCACAAUGAAGAAGAUGGAGUACAACCCGGCAAAUCUUUUUCUGAGGGAACAGUCUUGGUCAUGCCAAUAUCCAGAAGAUGAAAUAUUUCAUUCUGGAUCAAAUUGUUUUUUACAGGGUUGUUGAAACUAAGUGACUGGAUGAAGAAUGGAUGGGGUAGAGGCCACAGUUCGAGGGACUAUCCCUGACUCACUAUCACCCUGAUUAACUUCUCUGUGGUUAAAGAAAAACAUUCUUCUAGAAAGUGGGGAAUUCUGCCCCCUCGCUUCUCCCCUCGCUUGUCAUAAAUUGGAUUUUAGGGGAGCUGAGGUCCCUCUGGACUUUCCCCAUGGAUUUUGACCCUACUGUUUUCCCUUGGGGAACCUGCUGUCCCUUCACAGGUAUCUCUGUGAGGACAAGUAGCGAAAGGCCAGACUUCCACCUUAAUUUAAUUGACUCGUUAGCACUGACCCCCCAUUUGGUAAGGCAACUCCCAUCUUUUCAUAUGCUGUG
This is a messenger RNA of Chrysemys picta bellii (western painted turtle), 2183 nucleotides long. It is a transcript of the gene GMPPB, whose product is annotated as GDP-mannose pyrophosphorylase B. The record is from RefSeq and is a predicted model, not a curated record. Gene Ontology annotation, cellular component: cytoplasm. Gene Ontology annotation, biological process: GDP-mannose biosynthetic process. Gene Ontology annotation, molecular function: mannose-1-phosphate guanylyltransferase (GTP) activity; GTP binding. NCBI's taxonomy places the organism in Eukaryota, Metazoa, Chordata, Testudines, Emydidae.